GGCGGGCGUGUUGACAUCGGCGGCGCGGGCAGGCCCCGGCCCGGCUGCUGCCGCCGCAGCCAUCGCCAUGUACCGCGCGCUGUACGGUUUCCGCUCGGCCGAGCCCAACUCGCUGCCGUUCGCCGCCGGCGAGACCUUCCUGCUGCUCGAGCGCAGCAACCAGCACUGGUGGCUCGUGACGCGCGCGGGCUCCGGCGAGACGGGCUACGCGCCCGCCUCCUACCUACAGCGCAUCCAGGUCCUGGAACAAGAUGUGGUUCUGCAGUCUAUUGAUCGAGCCAUUGAGGCUAUACACAAUGCAGCUAUGAAGAAUGGGGGCAAGUACAACUUGGAGCAGAGGGAUGUCCUCCAGAAGUUGAUCCACCAUCGAAAGGAGACUGUAUCCCGCAAAGGCCACUCGCCAGCCAGUCAGGGCAUGACUAUGACCCCAUCCUCUAGUGAUCACCAUUUAGAUAUGGCACGGCAGCCCAAUGGGGUGUGCCGGACAGGAUAUGAGCGACACCACAGCCUUCCUAACACCGAGCUCCAAGAGGAUGAGGAAAGUCUUUACCAGAUCCCACCGCAGCCGCGCCGAGCUGCUCCCGUCACACCACCACCACCAGAAAAGCGCAAGAGCACACAGACAGCAGUGCCCAUUAAAAAUGCUGUGGAAAUCACCUCUGGGUCAGUUUCUGGUGCCUCUUCUGUGAGCUCCACUUCCCUCGAUAGCUUGUACACUGGUUCCACUCCCUCGGAAAUGUGUCUCCCAACAGCCACUUCCAGCCCCACCAACACCCCGCCACCCGUGCCCAGCAGGAGUGCGCACACUACCAUAUCACGCAGCUUGGAUUUUGGCUCUUCUGUCCACACACAGCAUGGGACUUCAGCAAAGGAUGGUAUAACCAGAUCUCCUCAGACCAAGAGGGCUGCCCCAGCCCCUCCAACUGAAGCAGGGCUUCAAAGGUGUCUCACUGUGGAUGGGGAGAAGAAUCCACAGGUCAAGAAGACCACUCCGGCUCCCCCAGCAGGCUUAGAAGCCUUCACCUCUCUUUCCCUUGAAGAGAAAAAGGCAACUGCCCUGGAGUCCCUGGCCCCAGAACCCAGCAGCCUGGCUGUAUCAGUGCCAAAGACGAUCGGUGCUGAGCUAAUCGAGCUGGUGCGCAGGAACACACACCUAAGCUAUGAGCUGUCCCGGGUGGCCAUCGGCGUGGUGAUUGGCCACAUACAGAGCAACGUCCCAGCGACCAGCAGCAUCAUGGAACAGAUUCUUAUCUCCCUGGUGGAAAGUAAGAAUCUGAGUUCAGGGCUGCCAUCGGGACAGAUCUGCCAUGAUGAACAGAGGCUCGAGGUGAUCUUUGCCGAUCUGGCCAGGCAUAAAGAUGAUGCCCAGCAGCGCAGCUGGGCUCUCUAUGAAGACGAAAAUGUCAUCUGCUGCUACCUGGAAGAGCUGCUUCGCAUCCUGACGGAUGCAGAUCCUGAGGUUUGCAAGAAAAUGUGCAAGAAGAAUGAGUUUGAAUCAGUCCUGUCCCUUGUGGCCUAUUAUCAGAUGGAACACCGAGUGCCACUCCGCCUGCUGCUGCUGAAGUGCUUUGGAGCCAUGUGCAACUUGGAUGCUGCUAUUAUCUCCACGCUCGUUAACUCUGUCCUCCCCAUGGAGUUGGCCCGAGACAUGCAGACUCAUACGCAAGAUCAUCAAAAGAUGUGCUAUUCUGCACUGGUGCUGGCAAUGAUAUUCUCUAUGGGAGAGCCGCUGCCAUAUCAUCACUACGAACACCUUAACUCACAGUUUGUCCAGUUCUUGUUGGAGGUGAUCGAGGAUGGACUGCCCUCGGACACAACAGAUCAGCUGCCUGACUUAUUUGUUAAUGUCCUGCUGGCCUUCAAUCUCCACAUUCCUGGUGUGUGUGAUGCCCUCUCCUGGACUCCCAGGGCUUUGAUAAUAGGUACUGAGUAAGGUCAUAGAUAGGGAAAGAAUUCCUUUAGAGGAGGGGUUAUACUGAUCAUCAAGUAAAGAACCUGUCCAUGAGGACAUGGUGCCUUGCUCCUCUGCUCCCCAAUACCUCUGCUUAUGGUUGAGAAGGAACAGCAAAACUCCAGCUUGGACUCUCAAGCUGAAAGAUGGUUGUGAUUAAAUUAGAGCCUGUAACAAACUACUUAACCUGCCUGGGUCCAAGGGGUUAUUGCAGCCUCUGGGUUUUUUUUUUGUUUUCCCCACCACUCUCUGUCGCAUGGUUCUUUUCACACCACAGAGAGAGGCAGUUAGCCAUGUUACGCUGAACUGCCUGACUUCAGACUGUCUGAUGAAGUGAACUCAGUUUCAGAAAAGCUCAUGUUCUCUCUAGAUGUAUCUUAUUUAUUUAGGCUAUAAAGUGCAUAUCUACCCUGCCUCUUCAUACUGUGCCACAUGCCUGCAUGGGUUAAUGCCACAGAAAUACCAAUUUUAGGAGCAGUAACACUUUCAGUGGGUGCUUAACACCUCUGUGCCUCACCUCCUGGGGGUUUGGUAGGACUGCUGGUUAGCCCAUCUGGGCCUCCUGAAUCUCAUUAAAGGUAACUGUGGUGGGGUCUGUCCUGGCAUCAUUCUUCCAGUCAGCACAUUCUCCUGGAUGCUUUGGUACCUGCAAUGUUGAGCUACCUAAGAAUGGGCAAAGCCAUUGGCUGCAAAGAAGCCAAUGCCUGCCUGCCUGCCCUGCCAAACCCUGCCUGCCACUGCUGCUUGCAGUUCUGAAGUUAGUCCAUAGGCCAAGUGCAAUGGUAGGCCCUAGUAUAGGAUGCCACUUGUUAGUCCUGAGCUGAUCUGUGGAAUCUCUUGUUGCUUGGUCAUAAUUAUCUUGCAUUAAUUACUUGUCACUGUUCCACAUGAUGCCUUUAUCCUUGGCUUCACCAGGAGGAGAGGAGGAAGCAGCGAGAACACAUCCUGGAGUUCAGCUGGUCAUUGGAGUUGUUUCAUUAACAUUCAUGUGGAAGUUUCCAAUUUGUGAAAGUUUCUCACUCGGAGACUGAAGUGUGUUCUCUGCUUUCAUCCAUUACCACUUCUGACUGUUACCUGAUGCAUUAGCUGGCUUCAGUAAUUAGGCAAUAAUGCAUGAAAGGCAGUGCGUUUCUGGGGGAUUAUUGCCCACCUGGGGUGCAGUUGAAAGGAGAGCAACUUGUCCUCCGAUUCCAAGAACUGGCUAAGUGAUGCUUGGGUUCCUUAUUAGCAGGUUGAAUUUUUAUUCCCAGGACUUUAGGAGAUCUCAGAAUAUUUGCAGUUGGCUGGUGCAGUGUUAGCUCAAAACUGUUCUGCGGAUCAGUUGAUACAUUCAGGUUAUUUCAGCAGGAAGGACACUGAAGUACCUUGAUCCACACAGUAUAGAUGGGGGUCACUGCCCCUGAAACAGCAGCCUUUGAGAAAUUCUCUCAGUAGUUUUGAGACUCUGCAUGCACAGCCGCAAGGCCUGUGCGAAGCAGCAAGUAUUUGAUUCAGCUUCGGAUUCGGCCAAUUUGAAGGGACAGUGAUUCGAUUUGGUGAUGCGGGGGGGAUCCCUGCAUUCACCAGCUGCAGCAGCAGCUAUCGGGGCCCCUGGGGGCUCAUGGCAAAGCCCCCCCCAGCACAGUACAGGGCAGCAGGGAUCGGCCCUCCCGCCUGGCACCUGCGCGGCAGCUGUCAAAUUGCAUGGGUGCAGCAUGGCUCGGCAGAGUCCUGCACGCUGUCAGUCACCCAGCAGCACUCAGUCCAAGUGGCCCCAACUCCUGGACAGCACACAGAACCCCGCAGCGCCCUGCUGAGCCGCGCAGAGUCUCCGCUGCCCUGCACUGCAUGAGGGGGCUUUGCCACGAGCCCCCAAAGGCCCCAAUCGAUGCUGCUGUGGCUGGUGAGUGCGGGGUUUUGUUUUUUUUAGUGCCAGGACUCUGGGGCCAGGCAGGGUGGGGGCCAGGGGAGCUGGUGGGGCAUGGGGCCAGGCGGCGGUUCCCCCAUAGCCCCUCCGCCUGCCCCCUAUUUAUUGGCAUGGAGCCUGAGUCCAGCUCCCUGCGGCGGCAAGCAGGGACUGUCCAAAUCUCCAAAUAGAUUCGGAGGCUUCUGAAUCUAUUCGGACCUUUUAAUGGGUCUCCCGAUUUGAUUCGGAGAUUUGGCCCCUGAAUCGGGCCAAAUGUCCUCCGAAUCAAAUUGGCUACUGAAGCUUCGCACAGCCCUAAUAGCUGCAGCAGUCUGGGCUUGCAGGGCACAGGAAAAUCCAUCUCCAUUGAAACCUGAGGAGAAGCAUAGGGAGGCAGGCUGUGACUUGGGUAUGAAUUUGGCUGAGGCUGAAAGGCUAACUCCUCUGUCCUGCAACUUUUCUAAUCAGAUCUACAUCUUGGAGGAAAGAAAUGUCCCUUGUUGGACCCCCCCCUCCCUUUCCCUGCAUUAUCAUUCGUGAGCUCAGGUUGGUCCUGCUCCAGGGAGAAGCAGUACCUCUCAGCCUGCCUGGAACAUCACACAAAUGUUUGCCCAUUCACUUUGCUUAUUCACUUUUGUAAGCUGAGCAGGUGAUAGCCCCAGUGAUGCACUGCUGACCUGGGGCAGGCGGAGAAGAUACUGGAUAGGAUGGUAUCUGGUACUUCAAAGGGCUGGAGCUGAAAUGAAGCUGAAGUGGUGUUUUCAAAAUGUGUUGUCCUGCAGGGCAUGGAGGCUACUCUGACCUCGGGGGGACAGUGCCAGCCGUAAGGCUGCUGGUGGGGAGCAGGGAAAAAGUGAAACUUAAGUAAAUCUGCAUCCUGUUUGGAAGGGAUCUGUCGCUUGGAGUAACCACCUUUUCCUUC
Messenger RNA from Alligator mississippiensis (American alligator), 4758 nucleotides. It is a transcript of the gene NCKIPSD, whose product is annotated as NCK interacting protein with SH3 domain. Gene Ontology annotation, biological process: endocytosis. The coding region runs from base 68 to 1933 and encodes 621 amino acids. NCBI's taxonomy places the organism in Eukaryota, Metazoa, Chordata, Crocodylia, Alligatoridae. Gene Ontology annotation, molecular function: Arp2/3 complex binding; protein binding. The record is from RefSeq and is a predicted model, not a curated record. The transcript has 11 exons.